UGCUAGGUCCGGAAUCCCGGGUGGAGGACCUCGGCUUCUCUAGGAGGGCGUGAAAAUUCCCUGCAUCCACAGGUGCCGCGUGAGGUGUCCAGAGGAAGUCAUCAGUCAACAGCGCCGGAGCGUGAGCCGCAGCCCGGCAGCCAUGGAACGCCCAGGAUUUGUUGAUCUUCAGUGCUGUGAAGGUGGACUUGGUACGGGAGGAAUGUGAAGGCCUUGCUCACAGGGCUUGUACAGAGAAUCUCCAUUUGGAGAAGAGCAGCAGUCCGGUUUCUCUAGGUGUCACACUCCUCAGCCAGUCCUGCUUACCUGUGAGUCUGAACUAAGAGCCCUGGAUGGUGAAGAGAAGAGACUGUAGCAGAGGAUCCAGAAGAGUUCCGGUCUUUGUUCCUGAGACAGAAACUCAGAGAGGAACAACAGGAAAAAUGGCUGCUUCUCUGAUAGAUGUGCCCCAGGACUUAUUGACAUUCAGAAACGUGGCUGUGGACUUCUCCCAGGAGGAAUGGGAGUAUCUUGACUCCUCUCAAAGAGCUCUGUACAUGGAUGUAAUGUGGGAGAAUUACAGCAAUCUAGUUUUUAUAGAAAACCAUUGCAUUUGUGGUAAAUAUGAAGAGGUUGUGGAUCAGUGCUCAAACCAUAUUGUCUAUCAGCAUGAAAAUAUCGAAGAGAAGUCUUACCAAUGUCAUGAGCUUGGCAAAAUGCCUUAUGAGUCCUCCCAAAGCAUACCUUAUAACACAAGUGAUACCACAGAAAACUGCAAGAUGUAUGGGAGUGAAAACCAACGGGAUCCUUCUAAUGAAUCUUUAAACCUAAUGGCACAUAAAAGUAGGAACACUGAAGAAGAACAAUACAAAGAUUAUAGGGAGUAUUUAAAUUUGUGUUCCAUCAUUGGCCCGUAUCCACAGAUCGACGCUGGAAAGAAAGAACACAAAAUUACAGAGUGUGAUAAAUAUUUUGACUCUAAACAUAAACUCAUGAUAAAACGGAUGUGUAGUGGAGAGAAACCUUACCAGUGCAGAAAAUGUGGAAAAUGCUUCAGGGCCUAUUCAAGUCUCUAUAGACAUCGGAGAGCUCAUCCUGGAGAGAAACCCUAUAAACUCACAGAAUGCAGUAAGUCCAUUCUAUAUUUGUCACACCACAAACUACAUUAUAAUAUCCACUAUGGAGAAAAACCCUACAAAUGUAUAGAAUGUGGUAAGUGCUAUUAUCAUUCAUCAGGCUUUGAAAGACAUUACAGAAUUCACACUGAAGAGGAGACUUACAAAUGUAGUGAUUGUAGAAAAUCCUUUAUCUGCUGCUUAGGUCUUAAAAAACACCAUAAAAUUUAUGGAAGAGAGAGGCCUUAUGAAUGUAAACAAUGUGGUAAGUCCUUCUAUACAUUAUCACUCCUGGAAAGCCAUUACAGAACCCACCAUAGACAAAAACUUCACAGAUGUAAUGAAUGUGGCAAAUCCCUUUCCUCCUCCUCGGGUCUUCAAAGACAUCAGAGAAUUCAUAGAGGAGAGAAAGCAUACAUAUGUGCUGAAUGUGACAAAUGCUUCAUUCAGAAAUCCCAACUUAAAACACAUCAAAGAAUUCAUACAGGAGAGAAAAGUUAUAAAUGUAAUGAAUGCGAGAAAUCAUUUACUGUUGGCUCAUCUCUUAGAAUACAUCAGAGAAUUCAUACUGGAGAGAAACCUUACAAAUGCAGCGAAUGUCACAAGUGCUUCAUUCAGCAAGCCCACCUUAGAAGACAUCAGAAAAUCCAUACAGGAGAGAAACCUUACAAAUGUAGUGAAUGUGACAAAUCCUUUACAGUAGGCUCGGAUCUUAGAAUGCAUCAGAAAAUUCAUACUGGAGAAAAACCUUACAAAUGUAGUGACUGUGAGAAAUGCUUUAUCCAGAAAGCAAAGCUUAAAAAGCAUCAAAGAAUUCAUACAGGAGAGAAACCUUACAAAUGUAGUGAAUGUGACAAAUGCUUUACUGUUGUCUCAGACCUUAGAACACAUCAGAAAAUUCAUACUGGCGAGAAACCUUACAAAUGCAGUGAAUGUGACAAAUGUUUUAUCCGGAAAGCCAACCUUAGAAGACAUCACAGAAUUCAUACAGGAGAAAAACCUUACAAAUGUAGUGACUGUGGCAAAUGCUUUAUUCAGAAAGCCAAUCUUAGAACUCAUGAGAGAAUUCAUACUGGAGAGAAACCUUACAAAUGUGAAUGUGGGAAAUCUUUUACAGUUGGCUCAGAUCUUAGGAAGCAUCAGAAAUGUCAUACUGGAGAAAAACCUUACAAAUGCAGUGAAUGUCACAAGUGCUUUAUUAGGAAAGCCCACCUUAGAAGACAUCAAAGAAUUCAUACUGGAGAGAAACCUUACAAAUGUAGUGACUGUGGCAAAUGCUUUAUCCAGAAAGCCAAUCUUAGAACACAUCAGAAAAUCCACACAGGAGAGAAACCAUAUAAAUGUAAUGAAUGUGACAAAUGCUUUAUCCAGAAAGAUCACCUUAGAACACAUCAGAGACUUCAUACGGGAGAGAAACCUUACAAAUGUAGUGAAUGUGAAAAAUCCUUUACUGGUGGUUCAGUUCUUCGAAAACAUCAGAAAAUUCAUACUGCAAGAAGCCUUACCAAUGCAAUGAAUUUGACCAAUCCUUUAUCCAAGACGCCCACCUUAGAACUCAUCAAAGAAUUUAUACAGGAGAGUAGCCUUAUAAAUGCAAUGUAUAUAGCACAGUCUUUACCCGCCUCUCAUGUCUAAGAAAACAUCAGAAAAAUCCAUACAGGAAACAAAAGUUUCAAUAGUAAAUAGUAUGGCAUAUGCUUUAUACAAUCUCUGUGCUAAUAGACCACUAGAGAUUCAUGAACAUAAGAAACUUGAAAAUACCUUUGAGUAAUGUUCAAAUAUUAGAAAAAAAAACCUUUAUUCUGAAAGAAAAAGCUGCAAAUGGCAUUGCAAGAAAAUUUUUGUUAAAAUGUUUCUUUUUCAAAUUCAAAUACUUCAUAAUGACAACAAAAUGGAGAAGCCUGAAAAGUGUUCUGUUGUGUAGCAGGUGUUGUUUUUUUUUUUUUAAACUAAAACAUUCCAUCCUAUAAGGAAGCUGAAUAAGCCAGGAAAUGAAAAAUUCAACACAUCUUCAGGGAGUACCUGAAAUUGACAGGAUUAAUUAUUUUGAAGAAACUCAUACCAGUCUUGCUGCUUAGAAGACAUUUGAUAUAUUGAGCCAGUAAGAUAUGAUGCCCUUUAACGUGUAGAUAUGCCUACAGGUGUGUAGUGUGCUCUGAGUAUCCAGUGUUUAUAUGCUGUAUUUCAUGCUGGUUUGGAGUUUCAUAGUCCAACUAUGUUUUCCUCCUAUAAGCAGCUCCUUUCUAGUAUUUAUGUAUGUAACCCCAAUAAAGCCCAUUGGUUUUCAGUGGCAAGCAUA
Grammomys surdaster is the source of this 3393-nucleotide messenger RNA. RefSeq names its product zinc finger protein 420-like. Lineage: Eukaryota; Metazoa; Chordata; Mammalia; Rodentia; Muridae. Gene Ontology annotation, biological process: regulation of DNA-templated transcription. The record is from RefSeq and is a predicted model, not a curated record. The coding region runs from base 333 to 2729 and encodes 798 amino acids. The transcript has 6 exons.